This is a messenger RNA of Castor canadensis (American beaver), 810 nucleotides long. RefSeq names its product CEA cell adhesion molecule 19 (gene Ceacam19). NCBI's taxonomy places the organism in Eukaryota, Metazoa, Chordata, Mammalia, Rodentia, Castoridae. The record is from RefSeq and is a predicted model, not a curated record.
AUGGAGAUUCUCAAGGGGACCCAGGGCAGCUUCCCCAAGGUCCUCUUGCUCACAGCCUCCAUCCUGGCCCUCUGGCUGCCCCAAGGCUCCUGGGCCACUCUCCACAUCCAGAAGAUCCCAGAGAGACCUCAAAAGGACCAGGACCUCCUCCUAUCUGUCCUCGGGGUCCCCAACACCUUCCAGGACUUCACCUGGUACCUGGGGGAGGACACGGAUGGAGGCACCAGGCUCUUCACCUACAUUCCCGAGCUUCAACGGCCCCAGAGGGACGGCAGUGCCAUGGGACAGCGUGACAUCGUGGGCUUCCAGAAUGGCUCCCUGCUGCUGCGCCGGGCCCAGCCCUCGGACAGUGGCACCUACCAAGUAGCCGUCACUGUCAACCCGGCCUGGACCAUGAGGGCCAAGACAGAGGUCCAGGUGGCUGAAAUUAACAAGCAGCCAUCCACCGCACACCUGCCCUUGAACGCGUGGAUGGUGGCAGCCGCCAUCAUUGGGCCUCUGGCCUUUGGGUUCUUCCUCAUUGGCAGCAUUGCGUAUCUUCUGGUGACACGGGGCUGGAGGGGCCGGAGCCCCAGGACGGCCACCACAGAGAAGCCGGAGCUGGGGCCCACGCAUGAUGCAGAUGACAACAAUGUCUAUGAAGUCAUGCCAUCUCCUGUCUUCCUGGUGUCCCCCAUCAGUGACAUGGGGCCCAUGAACUCAGCCACACCCCAACUCCCAACCCAGCAGCCACAGCAAGAACCUCACCACUACCAGGACCUGCUAAACCCCGACCUGGCCCCUUACUCCCAGCUGGUGCCAGCACCCUGA